Populus nigra (black poplar) is the source of this 2220-nucleotide messenger RNA. Its product is annotated as receptor-like protein 15. NCBI's taxonomy places the organism in Eukaryota, Viridiplantae, Streptophyta, Magnoliopsida, Malpighiales, Salicaceae. The record is from RefSeq and is a predicted model, not a curated record. Gene Ontology annotation, molecular function: protein binding. The transcript has 5 exons. The coding region runs from base 1 to 2220 and encodes 739 amino acids.
AUGGGUCUGUUCCUUCACAUGUUGACGGUACUGUUAGUAAUUAUGAUGGUUUCCUUGCAAGGAUGGCUGCCUCUUGGUUGCUUGGAUGAAGAGAGAAUCGCUCUCUUGCAGCUCAAAGAUACUCUUAAUUAUCCCAAUGGCACCUCCCUUCCCUCCUGGAUAAAAGCUGACGCCCACUGUUGUUCUUGGGAACGUAUUGAGUGCAGCAGAAGUACAGGUCGAGUCAUCGCACUCCAUCUUGAGGAAACAAGGAAUGAGGAAAUGGGAGAUUGGUACCUAAAUACCUCCUUGUUUCUUCCUUUUCAGCAACUCAACAUUCUCGAGUUGUGGGGUAAUCGUAUAGCUGGUUGGGUUGAGAAGAAAGGUCCAAGCAACUUGACUACUCUAUUCCUGUAUAAUAUCACAACCUAUAAAAGUAGCUUUCAGUUACUGCAAUCAUUAGCAACAUUCCCAAACCUCACGACACUUUAUCUGAGCUACAACGAUUUUAGAGGAAGAAUAUUAGGUGAUGAUUUGCAAAAUUUAAGCUCAUUGGAAAGUUUGUAUCUGGACCGUUGUUCUCUAGAUGAACACUCCCUUCAGAGCCUUAGAGCACUGCCUUCUCUAAAAAAUCUGUCAUUGCAAGCACUCAGUGGAAGUGUACCUUCUGGAGGCCUAUGUGGCUUAAAUCAUCUCCAAGAGCUAUAUAUGGAUGACAAUGAUCUCAGUGGUUUCUUGCCUCCGUGUCUGGCAAAUUUGACUUCCCUUCAACAACUAGAUCUUUCUUUCAAUCACUUGAAGAUCCCUAUGUCAUUGAGCCCAUUAUACAACCUUUCAAAACUCAAGUAUUUUGAUGGUUUAGAUAAUGAAAUAUACGCAGAAGAAGAUGAUCAUAGUCUGAGCCCAAAGUUCCAGUUAGAGUCCAUCUUUUUGAGCAGUCAUGGGCAAGGUGCAGUAGCAUUUCCCAAGUUCCUUUACCAUCAGUUCAGCCUGCAAUCUUUGGCUCUUACAAACAUCCAAAUAAAGGGAGAGUUUCCAAAUUGGUUGAUUGAGAACAACACAUACCUACAUGAUCUUUCUUUAAAAAAUUGUUCUCUUUCAGGUCCAUUCUUGUUACCAAAGAAUUCUCAUGUGAAUUUGUCAUUCCUAAGUAUAUCUAUGAAUUACUUCCAAGGCCAAAUCCCUUCAGAAAUUGGAGCUCGUUUGCCAGGGUUAGAAGCUUUAUUUAUGUCUGACAAUGGUUUCAAUGGAAGCAUUCCUUUCUCGUUGGGUAACAUUAGCUCGUUGGAAGUGUUAGACCUAUCCAACAACAGUUUGCAAGGGCAGAUCCCUGGAUGGAUAGGGAAUAUGUCUUCUCUUGAAUUCUUGGAUUUAUCAGAGAACAAUUUCUUUGGUCGUUUACCACCUAGAUUCGACACUUCUUUAAAUUUGAGAUAUGUUUAUUUGUCUAGAAAUGAGUUGCAAGGACCAAUCGCAAUGACAUUUUAUAACUCCUCUAAGAUAUUUGCACUAGAUCUUUCCCAUAAUAAUUUAACUGGUAGUAUUCCAAAAUGGAUUGACAGACUAUACAACUUGAGAUUUCUACUCUUGAGUUAUAAUAAUCUUGAAGGUGAAAUCCCAAUUCAAUUAUGCAGGUUGGACCAAUUAACCUUGAUUGAUCUAUCUCACAACCAUCUGUCUGGAGAGAUUCCUCCUGAAAUUGGAAACCUCAGCAUGAUCAAGGUACUGAACCUUUCACACAACAGUUUAACCGGACCAAUUCCACCAACAUUUUCGAACUUAAAAGAAAUAGAGAGCUUAGAUCUUUCCUAUAACAAACUGGAUGGAGAAAUCCCACCUCAACUUAUUGAACUAUUUUCUCUAGAGUUUUUCAGUGUGGCACACAAUAAUCUGUCUGGUAAGACUCUUGCGAGAGUUGCACAGUUUGCCACGUUUGAGGAGAGCUGCUACAAGGACAACCCUUUUCUUUGUGGAGAACCGCUACCCAAGAUUUGCGGUGUGGCUAUGCCACCAUCACCAACGCCAACUUCAACGAACAAUGAAGAUGAUGGUGGCUUCAUGGAUAUGGAGGUUUUUUAUGUGACCUUUGGGGUUGCAUACAUCAUGGUGAUGCUGGUGAUAGGUGCAGUUCUUUACAUAAAUUCAUAUUGGCGACGAGCUUGGUUUCACUUUAUUGAGGUGAGCAUCAACAAUUGCUAUUAUUUUCUAGUGGACAAUCUUCCCAUUUUAUCUAGGUUUUGA